Messenger RNA from Penicillium angulare, 3396 nucleotides. RefSeq names its product serine/threonine-protein kinase. Lineage: Eukaryota; Fungi; Ascomycota; Eurotiomycetes; Eurotiales; Aspergillaceae. Gene Ontology annotation, cellular component: nucleus; cytoplasm; cytosol. Gene Ontology annotation, molecular function: protein serine/threonine kinase activity; ATP binding. The transcript has 4 exons. The coding region runs from base 1 to 3396 and encodes 1131 amino acids. The record is from RefSeq and is a predicted model, not a curated record. Gene Ontology annotation, biological process: negative regulation of glycogen biosynthetic process; intracellular signal transduction; protein phosphorylation.
AUGGGGUCAGCAUAUAAUCCCGAUGGCGAUCCCAGUCCUUUGUCGUCACCUUUGGGUCCCCUUUCUGAGUCCCCCGAAUCGGAGUCGGGCUUUCAGAAACUUACCAUACAAACGACCGGGCAGACCUUAAGAAGCUCCGCCGACAGCAUAUCCUCAGGUUAUGACCCUCUUUCAAGAUCCCCGUUAUUCGAGAGCGAACAUGGACUUGGUCCGUCAGGGCUGGAUCGCAUACGCCAGCAACCUUCACGAGUUCUGACCUUACCGAACUUGUCGACGUCGUCUUUAACUCCCAUGAACGUACCCCGUCCACCUCCAUCUAUGCGCUCCAGCUCAUCUUCGAGAGCUCAUACCGGUCGCAUGUCUACGAGCCAGAACACGGGGGAGUUAGAAGACCUGCAUCGAUUCCCGUUGGAAUCAUUACAUUCCUUUUCUUUCGCUCAACAAUCGGAGGAACUAUUACAUUCGCGACAAAAUAUUCUCAAAAGAUCGAUCGACUUCAUGCGCGACCGAAUGGGAUGGGCCGCCAGUAGCGCGGCGAUCGCCAAUGCGCAAGCCAACAUGACCGGAGACUCGGAUAUCCAAAGUAUGAUGGACCUUUUGACUCGGGCCAAUGUCCUGGACGAAGAGAGCGGCAACUACGGAGGAGGACCCAUCACCGGACCUGCGGAGGUCAAUGGCCAUAAUAUCUUUGAACGGGCCUUCUCUGACCACGGGUCGCCUCCGGUUAGUACUCGAGAUUCGGCCCUAGAACCUCGGUCAGCAUCCCAGGCUACGUCCGAUAGCUCCCAGCUAUUGAGUCCCAUCGUUUCAAAUGAUCGUAUUCCGCCAUCCAGAUUGGACCUGAAGUCAGCACCAGCGUCCAGGCGCGUAAGCUUAAAACGUACAUACACGGAUCUCAACUCUGCCUCGCUCAAAAACAAGCUGAUGGAAACUCUAGCGCAACCCUACACUUCCUCGGAUCCCUUUGCCUCUUUGGCUUCUUCAACCUCUGGAUUGGGAUUCCCGCUUCCCGCCUUGCAUACCCACAGCAGCAAAUGGACUCCAGCCUCCCAGGCCGUAUUCCGGACCGAAGCCCAAGCACCUUGGACAAUUAUCGCCGCUAAUGAUCUUUCCUGCCUUGUAUUUGGUGUGACUAAAAACGAAGUCCGUCGGCUUAGUAUUCUAGAGGUUGUACAGAAAGAGCAUAGACAGUGGCUUGAAGCUAAGCUUCGGGAUCCUAGCACUGAUGCCGCGGCUCGUACACCCCUUCAACCGGAAAGACCUAAUAUCCGUGCAGUAAACCCAAAGUUCCGCGGUCUGGGAAAUGGGGUGACUGCGCAGCUGCUCAAUAAGCCAUCAUCUCGUGAGAAAUCUCGCAGAGCGCAGACCGACGAUGGAUAUGGGUCCAGUACACGGAAUCCCCGGAAUGCCAAUCAUCCUGGUAACAAAUCACGCGGUGUUUUGUUAUGCGGCGAUGUUGUGCCAAUUGAAAAGCGCAAUGGUACCAAAGGAUCUGCUAGCGUGUGGGUGAUGGAGAAACGUGGUGGCCUGAUCUGGGUGCUAGAAGAAAUCACGGAAAAUGCAGCGUCUGUCGAGUGUGAUGAAUCUUGGAAUAUCGUGAAUGUCAACGGUGACGUUGAUAAGAUCUGGGGUCCAUCUGUAGUUCGCAAUGGUCAGUCAAUUACUGAGUUGUUACCUCGUCUGCCAUCGGAGUCACUCGAAACCACGCCAGAGAAGGGGAUACCCAAGAUUGUGGAAUUGAAAUAUUUCGCGGCCAAUACAGCCGCAGGUGUCUGUAUCCCAGUGACAGUCACCAACACCAACUUUGAAGGUCUUCGCACCGUACAAGUAUCCAGUUUCCCACACGUCGCAGGCAUGAUGGUAUUGUCAUCCGCAUCCCUUAAUGUGAUCAGUUCCAACUCUGUCUUCUCGUCUGCUCUUUUUGGCCAGGAGCGCCCGGAAGGACGACACAUCACGGAGCUCAUCCCGGGAUUCGAUGAAAUAUUGGAUGUGUUAACCGAGGAGGACAACGUGCCAUUGGUCGAUGGGAUCGUAAUCCCCGAACACAGUUUCCGCCGGGCGCGUACGCUGUCUAUUCUCCGGGAUGGCAAAGCUAAUGCUGCAUCGGUUUUCACUGAGCCCAGUGGCUUAUUGGCCAAACAUCGAGAUGGCUCAACCAUCGUCGUUGAUGUACAGCUUCGCGUAGUUAAGAGCGGAACCUUCUUCUCCAGAGAACAAGCUGAGAAGCUUCACGAGGAGCGAUCAAGCGACUCGGAGGACAGCGAUGAUACUAUCGCUGUGACAGAGUUGGUAUAUGCCUUAUGGGUAACUUACUCACGGCAAAUACAUGCUGCUGGACCUGCAACCAACAUCUCAUCUUCCUCACUCCCCACUUCGCAGCCCAACUCUCCUCUUAGCCCAACCGCCACGACCGAAGACACUCUGACCCAGGAUACAAAUAAGAACUUUGUUGAAAUCCAUGCACCAAGCUCGAAUCUCAGCCAACAGCUCAGUGAAGCUGCAUCUGAGCCUCUUGCGGAUCGUCCCUUACAGGCUGUCCCUGAAGUAAAGUCAGGCAAUGGCACUAAAGAGUCUCCACCGAAGCGAACGAUCAAUGACUAUGUGAUCCUCGAAGAGAUGGGUCAAGGCGCUUAUGGCCAGGUGAAAUUGGCACGACUUAAGAAGGCAGUGGGUGACGAGAAGAUGGUCCUCAAAUAUGUCACUAAGAAACGGAUUUUAGUGGAUACAUGGACUCGUGAUCGACGAUUAGGAACAGUGCCCCUGGAAAUUCAUGUUCUGGAUUUCCUUCGUCGGGAUGGGUAUAGGCAUCCUAACAUCGUGGAGAUGCAAGGCUUCUUUGAGGACAACAUCAACUAUUAUAUUGAAAUGAUUCCACAUGGCCUUCCUGGUAUGGAUUUAUUCGACUACAUCGAGUUGAAGGCCAACAUGGAUGAAUCAGAGUGUCGCAGUAUCUUCAAACAGGUUGUGAGCGCUAUUCAUCACCUCCAUACCAAGGCGCUGGUUGUACAUCGCGAUAUCAAGGAUGAAAAUGUCAUUCUUGAUGGUGAGGGGCGAAUCAAGUUGAUUGACUUCGGAAGUGCUGCAUAUAUCAAGAACGGUCCGUUUGACGUCUUUGUGGGUACUAUUGACUAUGCUGCUCCAGAAGUUCUCCAGGGCAAAUCAUACCGAGGCAAAGAGCAGGACAUCUGGGCACUAGGAAUUCUGCUCUAUACGAUUGUCUACAAAGAGAAUCCAUUUUACAACGUCGAUGAGAUUCUCGAUCACCCUCUUCGAAUUCCAUUCCUCCCCUUUUCCGAAGAAUGCAUUGACCUCGUGCGCAAGAUGCUUGACCGUGACGUCGACAAUCGUCUAACUAUCACCGAAGUACUUGAACACCCAUGGAUGACAGAGGAGUAA